This is a messenger RNA of Solanum tuberosum (potato), 3759 nucleotides long. Its product is annotated as rab3 GTPase-activating protein catalytic subunit. The transcript has 22 exons. Gene Ontology annotation, biological process: positive regulation of GTPase activity. The record is from RefSeq and is a predicted model, not a curated record. Lineage: Eukaryota; Viridiplantae; Streptophyta; Magnoliopsida; Solanales; Solanaceae. Bases 383 to 3253 code for a protein of 956 amino acids. Gene Ontology annotation, molecular function: GTPase activator activity.
UUUUUUUAUUACACUAUCAGAUUGGAAUAUAGAGCGGGUUCUUUCCGUCAGUCACUAGCGAAUAAGAAGAUGUCGUUAAGUAGAACACUUCAACGUAAAGUGACGCCGUCAUAGCCAAACCGUCAUCUUCUUCCUCUCGGCCUCUCCAGGUCUCUCUCUGCACAUGUUACCCAUAAAUCAUAAUCAACGCCCAAAAAUCUCACGAGUUGCUUCAAAAAUUAUACUAGCAAAAGAUCCAGUUAAAUUUACGAGUUGUAAUUCACAUUCUUCGAUAAAAAAUUCUUAUAAUUCGAGGUAUUAUCCUAAUUAAUCGUUUAGUAAUUAACAACUACGAACUGUAGAUUUUGAUUUCUGCGAAAAAUCAACGGCGUCAACUAGCAAAAUGUCUAGCUCUGUUGAGGAUGACGAUCUACAAGAGGAGUUUGAACAUUUUGAUGAUUUUACCCUGGCCUCUUCAUGGGAAAGGUUCAUAUCCGAGAUAGAGGCAGUUUGCCGGCAAUGGUUGGCUGAUGGCACCAAGAAUUUGUUGAUAAAGGGUGCUAUCAGUUUGAAUAUCUCUGAGGGCCUAUAUAAGGUCAAAACUGACCUGAAGUAUGCGAUGAAAAGCUAUUGCAUGGAGUACUAUUUUGGAACACACAAUGCUGUUGGUCGAGGAAACGGAAAUGACUGGAGUUGUGAAUUGCAUAAUCUGCAACUGUCUUUUGGGGUGAAUGAGUUCCUGGUGAUUGCUCCUCAAAGUGCCAGUGGCGUGGUUCUUGAUGGACCGGAGGCCAGCAAACUUCUAAGUGCAGUUGCUAUUGCAUUGUCAAAUUGUUCGGGGUAUGUUGUCACAGGAUGUUUUUGGCCGGCAUUUGUUCCAGUGCAUGAUCCUUCUCGGAAAGCAUACAUUGGCAUCCAGAACAUGGGAACCCUCUUCACUAGACGGUUUGAAGCUGAUCGUAUAGGUAGCCAGGUGCCAGUGAAGCUUAUGCAUUUGGAGGGAUUGUAUGAGCUAUUUGUUUCUAAAUUUGCCUUCUCCAAUAUGGACCUAUCCAUGCAUCUUUUCCAAGUAAAUCUCAAGAUGAAGAUGACCUAUCGUACACUUCCCUACAGUGAGGAUGAUGAUGUACAAGAAUCUGAGGGAGGUUUUACCGAAUCUGGGGAGAGUCCCAAAAGCAACCAUCAGAGUAGAACACAGUGGGAUGAUAAUUGUCCUUGGAGUGAGUGGUACUCUGCUGAGGACCCAUUAAGAGGGUUUGAGCUGCUUACAGUAUGGUCAGAGAAAGCGAUAGAGAGUUCACUUGAAAUGGCUGAGCUGGAAAAUGUGUCACCUCUUGAGGCUGAGAAGUGGUUAAUAUCUCCAUGUUUAUCUGAGAUUCUAAGUGAUGGUUCUGGCAGAAAGAGAAUUGGAUUCGCAUCACAGUUGCUGCUCUUAAUUGACGCUUUGCAUAUGUCACUGGACGCUAAAUUUGUGGAAGAUUUUAUUUCAGAGAACCCAGGACCUGAGAAUUUGAAGUCUACUGCAGUCAUACCUCCCCCAACUGUCCUUGAUCGAGUUCUUAAAGACCUCUUUCAUGAUGUUGGUGCCCUGCAACUUGAUUUUGCUGAAGGAGAUCAUGAAAAUUCUCGUACCAUUAAAGGCGCUCCUCUUGAAUCACUUUUUGGCCAGUUCUGUCUGCAUUCUCUCUGGUUUGGUGAUUGCAAUAUAAGGGCUAUUGCGGCAUUCUGGAUAGAGUUUGUCCGAGAAGUUCGGUGGUGUUGGGAAGAGUCACAGCCAUUACCUAGAAUGCAAGCCAGUGGUGUAGUCGACCUAUCUACAUGUUUAAUUAACCAGAAAUUACACAUGCUUUCAAUUUGCAUUGAUAAAAAGCAUCAGUUGAAUCAAGAGUGUCCAAAGGCAGGUGAAAACAAUUUUUUCCUUUCCGCUCAUGUUAAGGGAGACUCUCAUAUCCAGAGUGACAUAUCUUCUGAAGAUGGAGAUACUGAGGCUUCUUUUUUUGAAUGUGACAGUCUGUCAACACCAGAUCGUCCAAAUGAUCCUGAAAGUGAUAUUUCUAGUUUUGUACAUUCUGAUGCUGUGAAGUUAGGUGAUCCAAUUCCAAAGCAUUCGGCAUGUAUCAGGAGGGGAUCGGCUGGUAUUGUGGGGUCUAUGAUGCUUCUGAAAUCUUACCAGAACAUGCAUGCUCCAUUUACACAGGAUCCACCACUUAUGACUGAAGACAUGCAUGAAGAACGUCUCCAAGCCGUUGAGGCCCUUGGUGAAUCUUUUAGAUUUUCUGCCCAACUAGAGAAAGACAUAUUGUCAUCAGAUAUGUCUGCUUUUAAAGCAGCAAAUCCCGAUGCUGUGUUUGAAGAUUUCAUUCGAUGGCAUUCACCCAGAGACUGGGAGAAUGAUGAUAAUAUGGAGAAGGUAGAAUCUAACACCAAUGCAGUGGUAGAGUCAACAAACGAUUGGCCACCUCGUGGAAAACUUUCAGAAAGAAUGUCUGAGCAUGGGAAUUCAUGGAGAAAGAUUUGGAAUGAGGCACCUCCAUUGCCAGCUUCUGAGCAGAAGCCCCUUCUGGAUCCAAAUCAAGAAGGAGAAAAGGUUCUUCAUUAUUUGGAAACAUUGCGUCCAUAUGAAUUGUUGGGACAAAUGGUUUCUACUGCUUUUAAAGCAGCAGCUGACACACUAAACAGAACGUCAUUUGGAGGCCUAAAGCAGCUGACCACCAGAAUUGGACAACUUUACCUCACUAUGGCAGCCACUCUCAGAUGCUUGCAAAAAAAUAGCCUUUCUGUUGGCACUGAAGAUAUUGAAGACCUGAAGCGACUCUGUGCAAUUUUUGGACAUGUUGAGAGUUUGAUAACACUCGCUGCAUCUCUUCAUCAGAAGUUCUUGCAAGCACCACGUCUAUCAGAAUCCAUUUUCAAUGACUACUACAACUUCUAUCUACCAAAAAUGGGAACAGUAUCAAUUGGUGGUGAUGAGAAGAAGGAUUUCGAUAAGAAACAAGAAGUUAGGCGACAAGAGAGAGAGGUAGUUGCAAGCAUGUUCACUCCACCUACUGUGAAUCAAUCAUGGAGGAAAGUCUUAAGCAUGGGAAAUCUUCUAAAUGGCCAUGAACCAACAUUGCGAGAGAUCAUAUUUUCCAAACGUGAUCACCUUAGCGAAAAUUACUAUGCUAGUCAUGCACCAAGGGGUUACCAACAAGAACUAGAAACAUACAGAAUGUACAUAUGCGGAACCUCAAAUGAUCUGAGUGUGGCACUAGCAGUUGCCUCUUGUGACUAGUUUCGUCAUUAAAGGAACCAGGUAAAGUUAUUGUUAUUUCUCUUGUUAGUAUAUAUCCAGCGAUUCUUUCAUUCGCGUACCAUAGAUAUGCUAGCUUAUUAGAUUUUCUAAUUUGUUUGAAAGAGGCUCUUGAUUGUCACCUCUUUUCAGCCUUUCCUUGAAAUACAGAUUCCUUUUUUUCCCGCUGUCCAAAUUUAUUAAUUGGGAACAAUUUGAUGGUUUUCCACAAGGUUAUGAAAAAAAAAAUUAUGCACCCAAGGGUGUAGCCUAGUGGCCAAUGAAGUGGGUUGUGGAUCAUAAGGUCUCGAGUCCAAAUCCUAGAGGAGAAAGAAAACAUUAGGUGAUUUAUUUUCAUCUAUUGAAGUGGAUAGAGUUAUCCGGUACCUUCCAUGAUUAUCAAAUUCUUUUUUGAGGUUUUUCAUUUUUCAUAUGAUAUUUUUUGUUCCGUAAUACUGCCGCCAGACUUCAAUCUGGUGAUUGUGAAAUGGGAAACAUCUCUAUCGUCA